Amborella trichopoda is the source of this 836-nucleotide messenger RNA. The record is from RefSeq and is a predicted model, not a curated record. NCBI's taxonomy places the organism in Eukaryota, Viridiplantae, Streptophyta, Magnoliopsida, Amborellales, Amborellaceae.
CAAUCCCCUCCCAAAACCGCUGGUUUAUUUGAGGCGGUAUAAAAGCAGUAAGUUGUAACCAUUAGCUACAGAACCUGCAAUGACUACUCCCAUGGAGGAGAGUUUAGAGAGAGAGAGAGAGAGAGAAAGAGAAGAGAAGAUGAGAGAGAAAGAGUGCAGUCUUUGCGGUGACAUUGGCUUCUCGAAAGAACUUCUUCCAUGCCGGAAAUGCGGUUUCCGCUUCCAACACACGUAUUGCAGCCGGCUGUACCCCAAUAUACAACCGGAGACGUGGCGGUGCGAGUGGUGCAUCCACGAAGAAGAGAAACAGCAGCACAAAACGAUUCACAAGACUAACAUCGGCAACAACCCAAAAGUGUUUGAGUUCCUUAUUGAGAUUGCUCAGUCCUUGCCUUCUCAACAGCAGCGACAAGGAGUGGCAGCAGCGAAAGGGGGAGAGGAGAAGCCGCGGACGCCUCGCGGCGGCAGUAAAGGAGUGGAUCAGCAGAGAUCGUCGGCUUCGUUGAGGGGCCCUUCUUCCUCGAGGGGCUUUUCCCCAUCCUCCGCCACCGGGCAUCUGAGAAAGCAGCAGCAGCGGUGGAGAAAGCAGCUGAACUGCAACUCCUCGUCCUCAUCGAAAGUCAUAGGCCGAAGAUACAAGCUCCUCGCCGAUGUUCUCUGCUAGGAUUAUUCGCUCAUGCGAUCAAUCACAGUCUUGUAAAUGGAAUUUCUCUUUUUGUCUGUUGUUUUUAAGAUUUGGGCAUUUGCUUUCUUUUGCCCUUUCUCCUUGUAUGUAAAUCCGGUGUAGGUUCCAUGUAAUUUCCCCAUCAAACAAACGAGCAACGUUUUCUUUUGGA